ACGCCCAAGUCAAGUGAUGCCACGAGUAAUGUUCUCCAGUUGGUCUGUCCACCUCCAACGGUCCUCUCGGUUGACGUCGUAUCUUCAGAUCAGGAGGAUGCGUACGAUUUGCUGCAUUUGGCAGGCUCCAUAAGUCUUACGCUGACGACUAGAACUGGCCUCGUGCAGGCGGCGCGCCAACUGCGCUCUUCGUUGUCCCGACUCAACUCGGCUCUCGGCCAGCGCUCAGCUCGCCUGGCCAGAGCAUACGCCUGGCAUGCUCACCUCUGCGCCCUGGCCGAGCUGACCAGCUGGCUGGGGGAUACAGAGACGCGCAGCCUACUCGGUCGGGACACGGUUUCAACACGGGCAAGUCGCGACUCUGUCAGCACUCGGAUCACCCUGCGCCGGCAGCACGGCAUCGAGAGCAUCAUCAUGGGUCCCCAGACGACAGCUUUGGUGGCCCUUCGUGCGUGGAGAAAAGCUACACAUAACGCUUUUACAGUCAACCAUACUCACUGCAUUGAUGCCUGCUUGAGAUCAGCUUGCCGACACUUCAUGAGCCUUGCUCAUCCGUGUUUUAGCGCUUUGAUCUGUGGAAUUGUUUGCUCCGGGACAUCUGUGUCCUGUCUAUUUGUAUUGCUUAUUUGUGAUAUUUUUACAAAUUUUAAGUAG
Protopolystoma xenopodis is the source of this 654-nucleotide messenger RNA. Lineage: Eukaryota; Metazoa; Platyhelminthes; Monogenea; Polystomatidea; Polystomatidae. The record is from the annotation of a GenBank genome assembly.